Coregonus sp. 'balchen' is the source of this 4945-nucleotide messenger RNA. Lineage: Eukaryota; Metazoa; Chordata; Actinopteri; Salmoniformes; Salmonidae. The record is from the annotation of a GenBank genome assembly.
AUGGCUGCAGCAGAACCCGAGGCCUGUGCCUGCUCCUCUUCUUCACUUGAAGUGGAAGAGACAUGCCAGAACUAUGGCAAUUCCAGCUCUGAUCCUCCCACUGAACCACAUCCAGACAUGGAUAUGUUCUGGUACACAUUAAUAUUAAACCUAUAUCUAUAAGUCUCCAGAUAUUCCCAUGAUUUAAUUGUUAUUGACUGAAUAACAUGUUGACUUUAUUUUGUCACUGCAGCUGUCACAGUGUCCAGGAUUCCUUACUGAGCUCUGACAGCCGCUUCACAAACUAUAGAGGGAUUCUCAACUGGAUCAUUAUCCUUCUGGUGAGUCAUGCUCUAUAAGCAAUGCAGGGAAAGAGAAGAGACCAAUAUUGUUGUAUUUUGUGUGUUGUUGUUUUUUCAGAUCUUGACCCAUGCUCACCUGUUCCUGGAUAACUUUAUACAGUGAGUACACACACAGACACACACACACACACACACACACUUGAUUAGCAAUUAAUGUGUUUUCUUUUUUCUCUGACAUACCCUCUUUUGAACAGACAUGGCUUCUUGAUUGACUUGAGGAAAGUCUUGGAGCACCUUAUGGAGGACAAUUAUAACUGGCCAUCUGUAAACAUGAUACUGGGUGAGGCUUUGUCAUCACUGCACUAUUGUCAGCUUAACCAACUACACAAGGAUAUACUGUUAAUGAAUUUGAGUAAGAAACUCACUCAUCCUUCAUGCUUCUCUCACCUUUGCAGCUGCCAAUAUAUUUGCUAUUGCUGCUCUGCUACUUGAGAGGUGUCUGGAUAAGGUGAGACAAUUCUACCCCGGCUUUUCAAAUAGGAGAGGCUCGGCUAUGUGAACUGUCUCACAAAGGUUGAUAUGUGUGUGUUGAUUCUAGGGAACACUAUCCCCCAGUGCAGGGCACUGUUUACACCUGGGGAACCUGGGAUUAUUGACACUUUUUCCUGCUGUCAUCAUUCUAUAUGAUACUUCAAUAUCAACAGGUAAAUACCGCAAGUAUGAUCUGCACAGAUAUUGACCUGUACCUGAAAUUCCAGGUUGUUAUGGCACCAUUGGAAUAUAUCAUAUUUAGCUUAUGGCUCCAUUGUAAUAUAUCAUAUAUAGCUUUGUGUGGAUUUGCACCUCAACUUGAGAUGAUGACUCGCCCUGUCUGGUCAAACUGUUUCACUAUCUGCCCAUCAGGGGGAGCGUAUUUCUCACUCUGGACCUACACCGUUCUUGGUCUCAAGCUUUAUUCUUACCAAGAAACCAACAAUUGGUAUCGUCAGGGGUCUGUUCCAUCUCCAGGUAUGUCAGUGGGAACCGGUUUGUUUUUUUGUUUUUAGUGGCUGCAGUUACCGCUGGUUGAUUUCCUGCAGUUAUCACUGAUUGUAAUUGCUGCUGAUGCUGAAGAUAAUUACUUUGCUGUUUGGAUUUCUGGUGUGGUGAACAUCUGUAUCUGUUUUCCAGGAACAGACAAGUGUGUAUUACAUGAGACAAAAGAACAUAUAGAACACCUAACUAUUAAAGGUGAGAACGUCAUUCUUUCUUACACAUAAUGGCUUGUGCACAAUGUCUGCCUGUCUAGUUGUAGACUAAGAACACAUAGACAGUUAAUGACAUUGACUGUGCUCUCUGUCAGACCUUUACUACUUCCUCCUGGCGCCCACUUUAUGCUACCAGCGAGACUUCCCCUUCACACCAAGGGUCCGUAUCAAUGUCCUUUGUAAGACGAUGAUAGAAAUGGUGAGAUAAAACCUCACCCACACAAUACCUAUCCCGUGUAAUUAUUGUGUUAUAUGUUAAUAUGCAUUGAUUAUCCACCAUCUUAUUUUGGGCCUUUACUUUCAGGUGGUCCUUACUCAAAUUAUUGUGGGAAUCGUGCAGCAGGUGAUAUGUUUCAACUUUUAGGUUUGGUAUUAAAUUCUGUUUGCAAGUCUAUCCAUCUAUCUAGGAUUUAUUUGAAAAAGCUUUAUCUUUAGGUUACCCAUUGUAAUUCUAUUCCGUGUGUGCCUUUGUUUUCCUAUCAGUGGAUUGAACCCAUCUUCCAGAGAUCAGAAAACUCUUUCUCUGUGAGUGAAAGCAAUAUCCCCUUUUCAUCAAAAAUGUAAUGAUAUAAUAAUAUCACAUUAUUUCCUCUGUUACUUUUCCUUUUCUCUAGAAUAUGGACAUCACUACCAGGGUGGAGCACUUGAUGGGGCUUGUGGUAAGUGUGUUUGUGUUUUAGGGUAGUGGAGCAUUAUUAGUAUGUUCUGGUGGUGUCAAACAAUAACCGUGUCAAUAAAGCGGUCCAAUUUCCUUUACAGGCUCCCAACCACUUCCUGUGGCUGAUAUUCUCCUUCCUGUUUUCUCACUCCUUCCUAAACUUCUGUGCUGAACUGUUGUGCUUUGGAGACCGCCAUUUCUAUGGGGAUUGGUGGUCAGUUAUAUCCUAAUCUUUCAUUUUGGAUGGUCCACUUGUAUGUGUUUAUGUGUAAUAGAGUAACAGAUGUGUAAUCACAUGUGUAAUAGAUUCAUAUUUUAAUCCGCAGGAAUGCUAAAACACUGAAAUGUUUUUUGGGGAAUUGGAAUAUUCCUCUUCAUAAGUGGCGCUACAGGUAGUGACUCCUGACACCUAAAUAGACUUUUCCAUUCUCUCUCAGAAGAGAUAUUGUACUGUGUAUGUACAACUAACUUCUAUCACUCUUUAUCCCUCUCUAUCUCUGUCUCUUUUUCUCUUACAUAAAGACACUUGUAUACACCACUACUGAAAAAGAGGGUGUCAAAAAAGCAAGCAGAUUUGCUGGUCUUCCUGAUGUCAGCUGCCCUUUGCGAGGUAGGACUGGUUGUUAUUAUUAUUAGUAGUAUUAGUAUUAUUAUUAUUAUUAUUAUUAUUAUGGUGUAGAUGAGUGAGUACAAUCAGUUCAGUUAUCAUGUGCGAAAUAAUGAUUAGUUGCUAACUGUUUAAAGCUGUCCCCCAUGCUACUAUGAGACAAUCCAUGGUAAUGGGUUAUGUACAGUGAGGGAAAAAAGUAUUUGAUCCGAUUUUGUAAGUUUGCCCACUGACAAAGACAUGAUCAGUCUAUAAUUGUAAUGGUAUGUUUAUUUGAACAGUGAGAGACAGAAUAACAAACAAAAAAUCCAGAAAAACGCAUGUCAAAAAUUUUAUAAAUUGAUUUGCAUUUUAAUGAGGGAAAUAAGUAUUUGACCCCUCUGCAAAACAUGACUUAGUACUUGGUGGCAAAACCCUUGUUGGCAAUCACAGAGGUCAGACGUUUCUUGUAGUUGGCCACCAAGUUUGCACACAUCUCAGGAGGGAUUUUGUUCCACUCCUCUUUGCAGAUCUUCUCCAAGUCAUUAAGAAUUCGAGGCUGACGUUUGGCAACUCGAACCUUCAGCUCCCUCCACAGAUUUUCUAUGGGAUUAAGGUCUGGAGACUGGCUAGGCCACUCCAGGACCUUAAUGUGCUUCUUCUUGAGCCACUCCUUUGUUGCUUUGGCCGUGUGUUUUGGGUCAUUGUCAUGCUGGAAUACCCAUCCACGACCCAUGUUCAAUGCUCUGGCUGAGGGAAGGAGGUUCUCACCCAAGAUUUGACGGUACAUGGCCCCGUCCAUCGUCCCUUUGAUGCGGUGAAGUUGUCCUGUCCCCUUAGCAGAAAAACACACCCAAAGCAUAAUGUUUCCACCUCCAUGUUUGACAGUGGGGAUGAUGUUCUUGGGGUGAUAGGCAGCAUUCCUCCUCCUCCAAACACGGUGAGUUGAGUUGAUGCCAAGGAGCUUGAUUUUGGUCUCAUCUGACCACAACACUGUCACCCACUUCUCCUCUGAAUCAUUCAGAUGUUCAUUGGCAAACUUCAGACGGCCCUGUAUAUGUGCUUUCUUGAGCAGGGGGACCUUGCGGGCGCUGCAGGAUUUCAGUUCUUCACGGCAUAGUGUGUUACCAAUUGUUUUCUUGGUGACUAUGGUCCCAGCUGCCUUGAGAUCAUUGACAAGAUCCUCCCGUGUAGUUCUGGGCUGAUUCCUCACCGUUCUCAUGAUCAUUGCAACUCCACAAGGUGAGAUCUUGCAUGGAGCCCCAGGCCGAGGGAGAUUGACAGUUAUUUUGUGUUUCUUCCAUUUGCGAAUAAUCGCACCAACUGUUGUCACCUUCUCACCAAGCUGCUUGGCGAUGGUCUUGUAGCCCAUUCCAGCCUUGUGUAGGUCUACAAUCUUGUCCCUGACAUCCUUGGAGAGCUCUUUGGUCUUGGCCAUGGUGGAGAGUUUGGAAUCUGAUUGAUUGAUAGCUUCUAUGUACAGGUGUCUUUUAUACAGGUAACAAGCUGAGAUUAGGAGCACUCCCUUUAAGAGUGUGCUCCUAAUCUCAGCUCGUUACCUGUAUAAAAGACACCUGGGAGCCAGAAAUCUUUCUGAUUAAGAGGGGGUCAAAUACUUAUUUUCCUCAUUUAAAAUGCUAAUCAAUUUAUUACAUUUUUGACAUGCGUUUUUCUGGAUUUUUUUGUUGUUAUUCUGUCUCUCACUGUUCAAAUAAACCUACCAUUAAAAUUAUAGACUGAUCAUUUCUUUGUCAGUGGGCAAACGUACAAAAUCAUCAGGGGAUCAAAUUUUUCCCUCACUGUAUUGACAUUUUGUUUGUUUGUUCCUUGCAGUAUGUCAUUGCUCUGCCCUUACACAGCUGUCGACUAUGGAUCUUCCUCAUGAUGAUUUUUGAGGUGAGGGUCACUAAAAUAUCAUCAAGUAUAUACUGUAUGUGUUUAUGCAGUGUGUGUGUGAACAUGCAUGUUAACUCCUCCCUCUCUUUCCCUGUCCCAGCUCCUGGUAGAUGUUUACCUUGGAGACUAUUUCAAGGGUAACUAUGGCAAUGGGCUGGUGUGGCUGUGCUUGCUACUGGGUCCUCCCCUGGCUGUGAUGACCUAUUUCCAUGACCACUACAUGAGUCACCAUGGCCAACAUCCUCCUGGACUGUCCGUUGAUGACUGUUUGUCAUGA